AUGAGUGAAUUUGUUUAAAGCGUAUUUCUAUCGAGCUGUCCCACAGAUAACUCUGAUAUGCUAAAUAGAUUUAUAACAGGAUCAAAUAUGAAAUAAAAUUUUGCUAACUCUUAAUCUAAAUCCACAGUUAAUAUUGAUGAAUUGUAAAGAAAUAAUUUAGAAUUACAACAAAAGAUUACGUUGUUAGAAAGGGAAAGAUUAGAAAUGAUAGAUAGAGAAAAUAACUUAAAAAAAAUUAAUGAGUAAAUAAUGGAAGCGUUCAAUACAAUGGGGCCAGACACAUCUAACAAGAUGAACAAAGAAAUAUAAAUAUUAGAAGACAAACACUAAAAAGAAAUGCAAAGCACUAAAGAAAAGAUCGAGUUUUUGUAAGCAUAGCUUGAAUAAGAAAAAAAAUAAAAUUCAUACAAAGUGAGCUUGCUUGAGAAUGAAAACUAGGCUUAAAGAAUACAAGCAGAACAUUUAAAAAUAGAAAUAUAAAAAAAUUAACAUCUAAUUAAUUUACAAAAUAGCAAAUAUGAAACCCUAUUAAAAACAGCAGAAGCUGAAAAAAAGGCUCUAUAAGAUGAGAUUGAGAAUUAGUGGAAGAAAAAAGUAGAAUAGCUUGAAAUUCAACUUGAAAAAGAGAAGAUAGAUUCUAAUAACCAAAGAUAAAACAUGCUCAAAGAAAUGGAAGCAAAUUUAGAAAACUUAAAAAUAUGUCAUGAGCAUGAGAAACAUCUUCUUUGGACAAAAGUAAAUGCUUUGUCAAACGAAAAGAAUAUUGUUCAAGGGUCAUGUGAAUAAAAUCAGGAGUUAUACAAUGAACUUAAAAGAAGAAACAAGGAAGAUAGAGAUAAUUUCAUGAAGGAGAUAGAGGCACUUAAAAAUAAAAUUUUUUCGUUAGAAUAAGAAAAUUUAAAAAUAUAGCAUUACGAAAUGCUUUAACUCUAGCAUGAGAACCAACUCAAGCAAAAAGAACUUGUUUUCGAAGAAGAAAGAAAAAAAUACAUUUUCAAAAUUAAAGAAAUGACAGUGCAGAUAAAAAAGGCAGAAUAAGUUGAAAAAAAUCUGCAAACAUUGAUCAAAGAAAAGGAUUUCAUUAUAGAAGAUAACAAAAAGGAGCACUAAAAAAAGCUUUAUCUAGAAAAAAAGAAAUCUGAAAACUUAUAAGAAGCAGCAAAUAAAAUAAAAGAAGAUUAUACUAAAAAAAAUGCUUUUGUAAUACAGGAAAUUUUAACCAAAGAAGAGCAAAUUAAAAAGCUCAACAAAGAAAUAAUGAAAUAAGGUGUCUCUAUCAGUAAAAUCAAUUAAUCUAAAACUAACAUGACAACUUGGUUAGAUCCUACUCUUUAGUUAGAAACGGUUAGAUUAAAUAGUUGUUAAAACUAACAAAAUAUUACUUCUAUACUAAAUUAAGAAACAAUACCUGAUAUGAAUUUACUUUCUAACAAUGUUCCUCAAAUCACAAAUAGUAAUGCUUUUUUGUAAGAGUUCGCUUAAAGCUUUGGCUCUCCAAGAAAUUUGAUGGGUAAUUCACCUUAAUAAAUCGAUGAUAAGUACUUUAAGAUAAUUGAGCAGUAAAAACAAAAUUGGUAAUAAUCACUUUGCUAUAAUUAAAAUGGGUUAGGUUCUUCUUUAUCUGGAAGUAGAAUUGGAACAUAAAAUUUGUCUAAAUAAUAAAGUAGUCCAAUUUUAAAUGAUACUAUAGAGCCUAUCUUGGUAUCUUCAUAUUAACCUCUUAAUGCAAGAGAUUCCUCUAAACCUACUUUAGUUACUAAAGAAGACAAAAUCUAAGAGACUUAGAACGAAAGUGAAGACUAAUCAUUUAAUGAUGAAGACUGUUUUGAGGAAGGAAAAAUUAAAAUUUAAAAUAAUUAAUUAUAAUUAGCCUAAUCUAUAUUUAAUAGUAAGCACUCUUCUUUGGGUUAUAUUGGAUAAAAUGUUACUAACUCUAUGUUAAACUUAAAUAGCUUAUAAGCAUUAAAUACAGCACCAAAUACAUCUAGGCAAGGAUUGAGCUCAAAUGCAUAAACUUAUUCAAAUAGUAAUUUAGAUCUGAAGCAAAACUUUAAUUAAAACAAGACUCUAUCUUAAAAUGGUUCUAAAAGCAAAUUCACAACUGCAGUAAAUAACUCUUAAAGAUGUUAAACUGUUUCUACUGCAAAAAAGAAAUAAUAUAUUUAAUAGAAUCAAUAAGAAAAUGAUAAAACUGCUAAUACUUCUACUAACUAUAAAGAGAGGAAGUCUACGAAUUCUUCAAUAUAGUGCAAAACUCCUAAUUUAAGCACAACAAAGAAGGAUAUUUCUUAAAAAAGCUAUCAAAACAGCUAAUAAUAAUAACUCCUAUCUCCAAACAAUGCAAAUAGCAGCAAUAAUAAUGCAGGAUAAACAUUUAGUAGUUAUUUUGUAUAGCCUUUAUCUUAAAAUAUAUCUGAUUCCAAAGAUGUUUCAAAGAGAAAUUUCAGUUAUAGUACACACUCAUCUAAUAAUGUAAAUUCUUUAAACUAGAAUAGAGUGAAAAACUAGGCAUCCUUACACAGAAACAGUAAUAGUAAUUUAGAUUUUAAGAAAGAGCAGGCUUCUAAAGAUUCUUCAAAAUUGAAUCAAUUAUAGACAACUAAAACUGCAAAUAAACCUAAAUAUUCCUAAUCUAAUUAAAACUCUAUAUAAAAUUAAUAAAUAAUUGGGUAAGAAGAGCAAUAACUUAGAGCUAUUUAAAAUAGUUAAACUAAAUUACAAAUAUAAAAUUAUGGUUCUGGUUAUAUGUCAUAAGAUUAUAUUGAUAAAUAGCAUAAUAACUAAGGAUGUCAGAUUAAUAACUAGCAAAUGAAAGAAUAAUCAAAUUAAAUCAAAAGUACUUCUUCUGAAUCAGUCUUUAGCUAUUAAUACAACACAAACCCUACUUAAAUUAUAACUCAAUAAAAUUUUUAAUAAAAAAACUCUUAAUCAGAACAAAAAAUUCCUUUAAUGGAGAGUAAUAGGAAUAUAGAAGAAUCGAUAUUAAUUAGCUCAAAUAACUGUAACUCAAUUAAAGGCAACAAAAUUAACAUAAGAUCUAGUAAUAUGGUUAGAUAAGCCGAACUACUUUCUCAUAUAAACAGUUUACUUGACAUCCUUUUAAAAAAGUAAAAAGAAUAACCUACUUAGAUUUCACUCAACCCAUAAGAGCAUAAUUUCUUCUGUCAAUAAAUAUAAUCUUAAGCAGAAGAGUUCUAGACUGAAGAAAUUAGCCAUUUAAGAACUUCAGUUUAGGAAAAUAGUAUACAUAAAAUUUUAAUGUCUUUAGACAAAAUAAAAAACAGAUUAGUAAGCAGUUAAUCUUAUGGAUAAUAAAAUCAAACCAACUAUUAUCAAAAUUAUGGAUUUGAUUAUUCCAAAAGAUAAGAAGGAAGUGAUGUAUUUGAAAGAUUUUAUAAAAACGUUUAUAGCUAGAUGUCAAAUAAUCACUAACUUCUUACAGAAAAAAGCGAAACAUGUGUAUCUUAACAAACUCUUCCUAAUGAAUAAGACAUUCCUCUCAUAAAUCCUGUAAGAGCUUCUGAUGUAACAAAAACAAUAGUGUAGUAAUCUCUUAAUUUUGGUCAAAACUAAAGCACAUAAUCAAUGAAUCAAUAUAAUUCAUAAUCGUAACUAUCUAAUCAAAAUUACCAAAACACUAACAAUGGUCCUACAAUUAAAACUAUUCAACUUAAGUGA
Messenger RNA from Tetrahymena thermophila SB210, 3678 nucleotides. RefSeq lists its product as hypothetical. NCBI's taxonomy places the organism in Eukaryota, Ciliophora, Oligohymenophorea, Hymenostomatida, Tetrahymenidae. The record is from RefSeq and is a predicted model, not a curated record. The transcript has 9 exons.